Molecule: messenger RNA, 1177 nt
Organism: Phymastichus coffea
Lineage: Eukaryota; Metazoa; Arthropoda; Insecta; Hymenoptera; Eulophidae
Gene: mdlc
Product: E3 ubiquitin-protein ligase RNF113A
Exons: 6
Coding region: 6-986 (326 amino acids)
Biological process (GO): snoRNA splicing
Cellular component (GO): U2-type spliceosomal complex
Molecular function (GO): metal ion binding
Source: RefSeq, a predicted model, not a curated record
UAGACAUGGAGAGCCAAGCCGUGCAGAGUGAAGACAAUGUUUCCGAGAAAAAAGAUACUUGCGCGUUUUUUUUCAAAAAAAGAAAUGCGAAAAAUCGUCAAACGAGGAAGCAGGAAAGUGAUGAUGAUAGUGACAAUGAAACAACUAUUGUAAAAAAGGCAAAGAAAACAAAUUCAAGUCUUUUGUUUCAAAGUACAAACUGUAAAAGAAAGAAAGCACUUGAAAAUGAUGGUAAUAGUGAAAGUGAAGAAGACUCUAUAACAGUUAGCUACAAAAGUAAGAAAACUCCACUACUUGAUGGUCCAAGUGAUCAAGGAGCAACAGCAGUUCUAGAAACAGAAACUGAGCUUGAUAAAGAUGCCCAAGCUAUAUUUGAAAAAGCUCAAAAAAUAAACAAGGAACUUGAAGGAAGGGAAGAUGAUAAAAUUUAUAGAGGUAUGAAUAAUUAUGCUCAGUACUACAAGAAAAGAGAUACUGCAGCUGGAAAUGCAUCCAGUGGUAUGGUUCGUAAAGGUCCAAUAAGAGCACCAACUAAUUUAAGAGCGACUGUACGAUGGGAUUAUCAACCUGAUAUUUGCAAAGAUUACAAGGAAACUGGAUUUUGUGGAUUUGGAGACAGUUGUAAGUUUCUUCAUGACCGAUCUGAUUACAAGUUGGGAUGGCAGUUAGAACGUGAAGGAGCGACUGGCUCUAACGAUCUUAGUGGUGAUGAAGAUGAUAAAAAAUAUGAAAUUGACAGUGAUGAAGAGCGUCUUCCAUUCAAAUGUUUUAUUUGUAGGAAAUCAUUCACAGAUCCUAUUGUCACGAAGUGUAAACAUUAUUUUUGUGAAAAAUGCGCGUUGGAACAAUAUAAAAAAAGUACGCGGUGUUAUAUCUGCAACGUGCAAACAAAUGGAGUAUUUAAUCCAGCAAAAGAAAUUAUUAAAGCAAUGGAAGAAAAAAAAGCUGAAGAUGAAUCGUCUAAUGACGAUGACGAUGAUGACUAAAAAAUAAAAAACUAAAAACAAAAAUUUGUAUUCUUUACAACAGAUGAUUGUAAAUAGCUUUCUGAAAACAUUGACAGAUUAAGUUAUUUGACGUUUAAAACCACUUUCUAUUUAACAAGUUGAGAGCUAAAUGCUUUCGAAAAUAUAAACUAUGUAUUGUUAGAAAUAAAACUACCUAAUAGGAUGAAGAA